Coniophora puteana RWD-64-598 SS2 is the source of this 1104-nucleotide messenger RNA. Its product is annotated as longevity-assurance protein. Gene Ontology annotation, biological process: ceramide biosynthetic process. The transcript has 4 exons. The record is from RefSeq and is a predicted model, not a curated record. Gene Ontology annotation, molecular function: sphingosine N-acyltransferase activity. NCBI's taxonomy places the organism in Eukaryota, Fungi, Basidiomycota, Agaricomycetes, Boletales, Coniophoraceae. Gene Ontology annotation, cellular component: membrane. The coding region runs from base 1 to 1104 and encodes 367 amino acids.
AUGGACCACUUCCAAACGCCAGAGUGGCUCCCGUCCUUCCUCGUUCCCUUUGUUUCACUCUCACACCCAACCGACGCUCCGACGAUUACCGACUCGUUCCACGACAACGCGUACUACAACACCGGUAUCCUAGAUGGCUGCCUCAUCAUAUCAUGCAUCGCCAUAAUGGCUAUAUUACGCGACGCGACGCGUAUAUACAUAUUGGAACCCUUCGCCCGAUGGGUUCUCAUUCGCGACUGGAGACGGCGGGCCCAGAAGAACAAGUCCGUGACAAACGGCACCGCUAACGGUGCUAAUGGCUCUUUGUCAAAAAUCCACAACGGCAACGCGAAUGGGCAUUCAAAAACUGCCAACGGCAAUGGUGUACAUGCACCAUCGCGUCCUUCACCCAAGGAAACGCGUCAGAUUAACAGGAGCGUCGUCAGGUUUGCGGAGCAAGGCUGGUCCACGAUAUACUAUACGCUGCAAGCCUGUUUUGGAAUCUAUGUCCAUAUCAACCUGCCGACAGCCACAUGGCAAACAAAAUACCUCUGGGCUGAAUACCCCCAUGUGCCUCUUGCCGGCACUGUGAAGCUUUACUACCUCACCCAGACCGCAUUUUACUCGCAUCAGAUUCUUAUUCUCAACGCUGAAGCGCACCGGAAAGACCACGUUCAAAUGAUGACCCACCAUAUUAUUACCGUUAUUCUGAUGGUGGCUAGCUACUUCUCCAACUUCACCCGCGUCGGAUGCCUGAUCAUGGUCCUUAUGGAUUGGUGUGACAUCUGGCUUCCGCUUGCGAAAAUGCUACGUUACAUCAGACUGUUCACGCUCUGCGACAUCACCUUUAUCUUUUUCCUCUUCUCGUGGUUUAUCACGCGCCAUUACCUCUUUAUUCGCGUUAUCCUCUCCGCUUACUACGAAGCUCCUGGCCUGAUUCGUGGUGACUGGAAUCCUCUGAUUGGUCAUUACUACUCGCCGCCGACGCACCAGGUGUUCGUGCUCUUUCUCGUAUCGCUUCAGGUCAUUCAAGUGCUUUGGACUUGGAUGAUCUCUCGAGUGGCGUGGGGUGUCAUCACAGGCAAAAAUGCAGAGGACAGUCGAAGCGAUGACGAGGGCAGGUGA